AUGACUGAACACGCCAUCGAGGAGCGCGCCAGGGCACACCUGCCGACCGAUGUACCCAUCUACGCCUCGCUCUCCGUCAAGCGGUACGCCGUACAAAGCCCCCCACCGUCAACCUGGGUCCAUGCCUGUCACCACCUGGUCGGGCUCGUCUCGCAGGAGACCGACGACUGGUUCUUGCAAAAUUGGCCGUUCCCAAACGACAAGGCGCGGCACAAGUUCGUCGCGGCCGGGUACUCACAGUUGACUUGCUUGUACUACCCGCUCGCCAGGGAUGACCGCAUCCAUUUCGCGUGUCGGUUGCUAGCAAUUCUGUUCUUGCUUGAUGAUUUGCUAGAGGACAUGUCCUUUGACGAAGGCGAGAAGUAUAAUGCCACGCUGAUCCUCAUCGCUCGCGGCGACGUAUUGCCAAACCGGGCCGUGCCUGCUGAGUAUAUGUUUUACGACCUGUGGGAGAGCAUGCGUACACAUGAUAAGGAUCUCGCCAACGAAGUCCUUGAGCCGACGUUUGUGUUCAUGAGGGCACAGACCGACCGAUCUCGCAAGGAAAUCAGUGAGCUGGGCCAGUAUCUCGAGUACCGCGAGAGGGAUGUUGGUAAAGCCCUUCUUUCGGCGCUGAUGCGCUUCGUAAUGGGCCUGCACCUCACUGUGGACGACAUUGAGGAGGUCAAACUCGUGGAGCGCAACUGCGCCAAGCAUAUCUCGGUCGUGAACGACAUCUUCAGUUGGGAGAAGGAACUGAGGCAGUCGGAGAAGAGCAGCCAAGACGGGUCCGUACUGUGCUCAGCUGUCAAGGUGCUGGCUGACAGCACGUCACUGGGCGCCGAGGCGUCCAAAACGUGCCUGUGGACCAUGGUGCGCGAGUGGGAAGUGAAGCAUGAGGUGUUAUGCGCAGAGCUGUGCAUGGAUGCCGGGAUGGCAUCCGAGCUUAAAGUGUUGUACCUCAAGGGACUAGAGUAUCAGAUGAGCGGAAACGAAUACUGGAGUCGGACAACGCCAAGGUAUUGGAUUGUGGAUUAA
This is a messenger RNA of Hirsutella rhossiliensis, 1017 nucleotides long. Its product is annotated as aristolochene synthase prx2. The record is from RefSeq and is a predicted model, not a curated record. Lineage: Eukaryota; Fungi; Ascomycota; Sordariomycetes; Hypocreales; Ophiocordycipitaceae. The transcript is spliced from 4 exons. Bases 1 to 1017 code for a protein of 338 amino acids.